UCAAAGUGUAUACAAAACAAAACAUAACCUUCGUUUUUACAACAGCUGUGAACAAGUUGUACUUACUGCUUAGCCAAAUAAAGUGUAAGCUGCCCACAUUCAAGGUUUUAUAUUCAAGUGAAAAAUUAUCAAAUGGAGAUACAAGAAAGCAAAACAUCCAACAACAGUUUUGCCUAUUUGGACAUCAAAAUAGGCUUAGAGAAAAGCGGUAGGGUAAUAAUAGAACUGUUUGAUGAUAUAGUCCCAAGAACUGUUAAAAACUUUAAAUCGCUUUGUCUUGGAAGUGAAGAUCCCGUACUCUGUAAACCAUUAUGUUACCAAGGGACCCAAUUUCACAGAGUUGUACCGCAGUUUAUGGUGCAAGGAGGUGACGUUACCAAAAAUGACGGUACUGGAGGCAGAAGUAUAUAUGGAAAGCAAUUUGACGAUGAAAACUUUGAACUGACUCAUAGCGAAGAGGGACGUGUGGGUAUGGCAAACGCAGGCGCAAACACAAACAACUCACAAUUCUACAUUACUACAGUUCCCUGUCCGCAUUUGGAUAAUAUAAACGUUGUAUUUGGACAAGUUCGCAAGGGGUUAAAUAUAAUACGCGAGAUGGGAGAAGUGCCGAGAGAUAACGAUGUCCCCAUUAUUAAAUGCAUAAUUGAGAAGUGCGGAAUUUUGGAACCUGGAAAACUGUGGGGUAUAAAUGAAAAUGACGGUACUCUUGAUGUAUAUCCACCUUGGCCAGACGAUUGGGAAGUUGCUAGCGAUGAGAAACUGGAAAAUGUAAUUAGUAACAUUAAACAUUCUGGUAAUUAUUAUUUUAAACGACACAAUUACGUCGAUUCUGACAGAAAGUACAAAAAAGCACUUCGAUAUAUCGAUUAUUUGUUAACGUCCGGAAGUGGAUACGAUUCUAAGAUUGUAAGCGAAAUAAAGGUGUGCUCACUUUUAAAUUUAGCCGCAGUACGCAUAAAGAAAGGUAAAUUUCAGGACGCAAAUAUCUAUUGCAAUCAGGCUAUCGCUCUCGACUCCCAGAAUGGAAAAGCACAUUAUAGAAGAGCCCAGGCUCUUAUCGGUUUGAAGGAGUACGAUAAAGCGCUGCUAGAUUUAAACAAAGCCUACAACUUCUGCCCAAGUGAUAAGUUGAUACAAAAUGAGCUGCAAAAAGUCAAAAAUCUGAAACUGAAUUAUCUACAGAAAGAAAAAAUGAUAUUUUCAAAAAUGUUCAGCACUAUCAACUAAUUUUAUAAAUUGUCGAAUAAACAUCUUUAAUUUUGCAA
Messenger RNA from Photinus pyralis (common eastern firefly), 1268 nucleotides. RefSeq names its product peptidyl-prolyl cis-trans isomerase D-like. Gene Ontology annotation, biological process: protein folding; protein peptidyl-prolyl isomerization. NCBI's taxonomy places the organism in Eukaryota, Metazoa, Arthropoda, Insecta, Coleoptera, Lampyridae. Gene Ontology annotation, cellular component: intracellular membrane-bounded organelle. The transcript is spliced from 6 exons. The coding region runs from base 133 to 1230 and encodes 365 amino acids. The record is from RefSeq and is a predicted model, not a curated record. Gene Ontology annotation, molecular function: protein binding; peptidyl-prolyl cis-trans isomerase activity.